This is a messenger RNA of Dermacentor andersoni, 3070 nucleotides long. RefSeq names its product ATP-dependent DNA helicase DDX11. The record is from RefSeq and is a predicted model, not a curated record. Gene Ontology annotation, molecular function: DNA helicase activity; ATP binding; hydrolase activity, acting on acid anhydrides, in phosphorus-containing anhydrides. NCBI's taxonomy places the organism in Eukaryota, Metazoa, Arthropoda, Arachnida, Ixodida, Ixodidae. Gene Ontology annotation, cellular component: nucleus. Gene Ontology annotation, biological process: nucleobase-containing compound metabolic process; establishment of sister chromatid cohesion.
UACAUAUCGUAUAAAAUUCCUACAGUAUGGGCAGUAAAUUAAAAUUUCAAGGCUUUAACUUGAGUAGCUAGUUUCUGUGAGAUUAUUUAAUGAAAGAACCCUAAUCAGCAGAUCGAGAGGCCGUGGCAGAACGUGCGGCUUGGCCCGACGCACUUGUUUCGUUUUAUGACGUCACGCAGACAGCGCGAACUUUCGCGCGCCUUUGCUGCCUUCACCGCUUUCCGGGCAUUUGCGAUCUCGAAAGCAUGCGUAACGUACUUUAACCCGUUACGAUUGCUUCACUGUCCUUGUUUGCUUUUGAAGUUAUAACAGUUGUAAUGGAGUCUGACGAUGUAGAUUUUCACUUUCCUUUCGAGCCGUACCCAGUGCAGCGCGCUUUUAUGAAAGCGUUGUACACAGCGCUCAGCGAAAGCAAAGUCGGCAUUUUCGAGAGCCCAACGGGCACAGGUAAAUCUCUGAGCAUUCUGUGUGGAGCUCUGGCGUGGUUGAGCGACUACAAGAAAUCAAAGAAGGCCUCGUUGGAAACAGAAUUAUCGGAGUUACGAAAGGAGAGUGCCUCAUCGAUUGAUGCCGGGGACGACUGGUUGACAAAAGGUGCACACAAGAUGUUAGUAAAUCAACGACUGCGGGAAGUUGAACGCCAGUAUGACGCACUCAUGGACAAGGAAAAAAAGUUCGAAGACCAUAAAGAGAACGCAAGGAGGCGAUCAGGUACUCGAAAUGCAAAAGCGAAAGGUGUGCCGCAAGGCACUGAUGACAUCACUAAAGAAACCGAAUCUAUUGCUCGACUGCUGGCUGAAAUAAACGACGACCAAGAGGACGUUGUUGACGACUACGACAGUGAUGACGCAGCUCGUGGUGAUGACGGUGACGACUCUUCUGACGCAUUGGCAGGACCGAAAAUAAUUUAUUGCAGCAGAACACAUUCCCAGCUAACACAGUUUGUGAGAGAACUGAAGAAAACUGUGUACAGCGAUAGUGUUCGCACUGUGACACUCGCAUCUCGAGGGAAUCUGUGUGUCAACGACAUGGUGACGAAACUAGGUAACCUGUCGUUAGUAAAUGAUCGCUGUUUGGACAUGCAGAAAGCUUUCUCUAAGCCAAAGGUAGCAGCUUCACCCGAACGCAAGCGAACCAAGGCAAACACAGUGGGCAAAUGCCCCUUUUACAGGCCCCAGGCUAUGGAGUCCCUAGCAAUGGACAUUCUAACUGAAGUACGAGACAUUGAAGAAGUGGUUCAUCAGGCAAGAAAGGAUAAAGCCUGUCCAUACUACUCAUCACGAUAUGCAACACCAGAGGCAGAACUUGUGCUAAUCCCAUACAAUAUACUCUUGCAGAAGACGACAAGGGAAGCAUGCAAGCUUGACAUGAAAGGCAGUAUUGUGAUCAUUGACGAGGCACACAACCUUCUGGAAACUAUCAGCGACUUGCACAGUGUGAAUUUAAAGAUUGCCAACCUCAAGGAUGCCCAAUGCGUGCUGAGUGAAUACUUCAAUCGCUACCAUGCUCGGAUGAACACGAAGAAUGUACUGUACAUUAAGCAGGUGCUCUACAUACUCAAGUGCUUCAUUCGUUACCUAACUGGAGGUGGCAAGGAGUCUGUGCAGAGUGACAUUUCAACCAUGUGUACAGUGACUGCAUUUCUGGUAAACACUGAAGUACACCAGAUUAAUUUGUUCAGGGUAGUGCACUACUUGGAACAAAGUCAAAUUGCCCUCAAGGUCAAUUCCUUUGCAAAAAAAGUCACCGUGGCAGCAGCGAAAAAAUCAGAUAACAUGCAAGCUGUCAAGCUAUCCCACUUCAUUGAUUCCAUGAAAAAAUGCAAUUCAAAACGUUUGGUGCCCAUAAAGGAGGCAUCCUUACAGCAGGCCGAGAACUGUUUUGUUGCAUCUGGAAAUCCUAUGAUAGCCGUGCAGGAAUUUAUUCGUGAACUUGCAUACUCUCGCAGUGAUGGCCAAGUAUUGGUGCACAAGGCUAAAUGCACAGAAAACUCCUUCGUGAAGUACUUGCUGCUCAGCCCUGCCAAUAAUUUCAGAGAUAUUGCAUCCGAAGCACAUUCAAUCAUUUUGGCUGGAGGAACAAUGCAACCCACAAGUGAGUUUGUUGACCAGCUUCUAAUUCCUGCUGGAGUGUCUCCAGAACGCAUCAUGCAUUUCUCGUGUGGCCAUGUUGUUGCCAAAGAAAACCUAUCUGUAAUCGCUUUAGGACAGGGACCCACAGGCAGGGUCUUUGAAUUUACGUACAAGAACAAAAUGGACCCCGAGGUGAUAGACGAACUAGGCAGGGUACUUGUGAAUGUGACAAGGGUCAUCCCAGGUGGCAUUGUGUGUUUUUUUCCAUCAUACGAAUACGAACGUGCAGUCUCUCAAAGGUGGAAAGAAACUGGCGUCUUAGAAAAGUUUUCUAUGAAGAAGCACAUUUUUCACGAACCUUUGAAGUCCUCAGAGCUUGAAAGCACUCUGGAGCGGUACAGCCAAUGUGCCAAAGCUACAUCUGGUUCAGAACCCAUGACAGGAGCAAUCCUCUUCUCAGUAGUAGGCGGAAAAAUGAGUGAAGGCAUAAAUUUUUCUGAUGACAUGGGUCGAUGUGUUGUUAUGAUUGGCCUUCCUUUCCCUAAUGCUAAAGCACCAGAAAUGAUGAGUAAAAUGGAAUUCUUGACUGCUACCUACCCUCGAACAAAUGAUGGGCGCACUGCAGGUCAGGCAUACUAUGAAAGUGUCUGUAUGAAAGCAGUGAACCAGUCAAUUGGCCGAGCUAUUCGUCACAAGGAUGACUAUGCUGUAAUACUGCUGCUUGACCAACGUUACCAGAAACAAAGUGUCAUGAAAGCUUUGCCUGCUUGGAUACAGGACAGCCUCACCAUACCUGCAAAGUUUGGGGCAGCAUUUGCGGCAAUUCAGCAGUUCUUCCGAGGGCGACGGAGUCGGCAGAGCAUUGGCUAAGGUCUCUGCUAAGUUGGGGCCAGGCAGCUUUUAUUGUAGUGCCUGUGCAGUGUUUUGCAGAAUAGAAUGUGUUAUACUUCUCUUGACUGGCCACUUUUUGUCCAGGAACAGUCGUGGCUCCAUUCGUG